GUCCGUGUUCAGAGAGGCGAUCCGACGGAACAACAACCCGCUGGUCAACCCGCGGAGCGGAGGCGGUGCUCGCUGAGCUGCGGUGACAUGAUGUCUGCAAAGGAGGCCACAGUGCUGACGAAGACGACGCCUGCGUCAGAAUCCUCUCAAAAGAGACACGAGGUGUCCGAGGAGACGCCGCUCUCUCACGAGGCUCGACGCACCUCGAGAGUUUUGGAAAACUGCAUCCGUCACGUUGAGACUGCAGCGGCUCUGCCUGCUGUCCUCCGGUUGAACAGUGUGCCCAGUGUUGUGAAUGAGGAAUUGAGUCAGGCAAUUAAAGAGCAUCAAAUACUGGAUGGAAGAAUGAAGACACUCGAAGGUCUCGAGCAGAUGUCCGAUGGGGAACGAGAGGCAGACGUUGGGAAAGCGAGGGCUCGGCUUGAGAAGGACAUCAAGACCUCCGUCAGGGAUCUGCUCCGAGUGGCCCGAGCCCACGCAGACGUCUGGUGUGCUUUGAGGGCUGAGCUCGGUAUGCAAGUCGGGGAAAGUGAGUCCAUGCUAAUUAAAGGACUUCAGAAGUUUCACAGCCAGGUAGCAGAAAGGUUGCUGACCAGUCGGGAUGAGGAGCUCCAUGUUCCCCACAAGCAGGUGCACCCCUCGUUCUCCACCGACCACCUGGAGAAACUAGCAGCAGAGGAAGCAGUCGCCACAGCCAUGAUCGAAAUAGAUGCAAAGAUUUCUCAGGUUAAUGAUCAAAUAAAACAGUCGCAGCGUUCUCUGACAGGGAACAGUCAAGAGGCGGAGGUGUCACUGAGCCAGUCACACAUCAAGUCGUCCAAGAUGAGGCGUUCAGGUGUACAACAAGGGGUCCAUCAGCUGAACACUCAGCUUCACAAUCUGAUGCUGAAGAACAGGCAGGCGGAGAGAGAAAUCCAAGAGAAAAAUGAAAAGGUGGAAACAGAAAUUGAAUACUUGCUUCAAACCUUUGACGAUAAAAUGGAACAAACUCAGUCGAACCUGGAGCUGAAAAGAGAGGAUUAUAAAAGGGAGGAGGAGGAGCUGAGGAAGCUGGAGAAACCCUUUUCUUCCCUGGAGGUGGAGUGCAAGCAGAUCCACGAGAAGCGUCGGCUAGCAGAGGAGAAGAGAAGGGAGGAGAUGAAGGAGACGGAGUUAAAGACCAAAGCUGCUAUUUUAGCCCAGGCCUGGUGGAGAGGCUUCAGCACUCGCAAGGCCUUAAGGAACAAGGCCAAAAGCAAGAAGGCCAAAAAAGGCGAGAAGGCCAAAAAAGGAAGAAAGACCAGGAACAUUUGACCUGUG
Messenger RNA from Pseudoliparis swirei, 1299 nucleotides. RefSeq names its product IQ motif containing D (gene drc10). The coding region runs from base 88 to 1293 and encodes 401 amino acids. Gene Ontology annotation, molecular function: protein binding. NCBI's taxonomy places the organism in Eukaryota, Metazoa, Chordata, Actinopteri, Perciformes, Liparidae. The record is from RefSeq and is a predicted model, not a curated record. The transcript is spliced from 5 exons.